CAGUAUUCCUAAAGGAGGCUGGCCUGUGGUUUUUGUAUCAGUGUUGUGCUGGCAUCAUAAAAAGGACCAGGAAACUUAUUUUGCUCUUCUCUCCUACAGUUUCAGUAGUGUUGGAAUUACUCAUUUCUCAAAGACUUGAAAAGAUUUGUCUGUGAUACAUACAGGCUCAGUGUUUUGUGAGAGUUUGCUCUUUACUGGCUAUCUUAGUUUAAUUAGGUAAAAGUAAUCAUGGAUUCCAGAGAAAUAGCUACGUAAUAAAAUUAGUAGAGUUGAUUUACUAGAUUCAAAUAGAAUGAUAUGUUCUUCUAUCAUAGAAUAAGUUUCUCUUUGUAAGUAUUCACACUUCAGCCAACAAAAGAAGCCCUCAAAAUCUGUAAAGCAGAAGUGAAUAGACCAGGUUAUUUAAACACCAGCCAGUAAAGCCAGAAAUUAUGAACAGAGAAGAAAUUAGCAACAAACUAUCCUAAAGAAUUCUGUGGUCAGAGACGAAACACUUGCUGACAGGCUAUAAAAUGUAAUUAAUAUAAAUAAAACAUGAAAUAUUAAAAAAAAAAAACCUCUGGCAUGUGGCAAAUAGUGUAUUCAGAGGGAAAAUUUAUGGCCUCAUAGAUUUUAAUUGCUAAAUAGGAAAGAAUGAAAAUAAAUGAAUAAAUCAUGCAACCUCAACAAGGUAGAAAAAACCUGGGUGGCUCAGUCGGUUAAGCGUCUGCCUUCAGCUUAGGUCAUGGUCCCGGAGUCCUGGGAUCGAGUCCUGAGUCAGGCUGGGAGCCUGAUGUCAGUGGGAGCCUGCUUAUCCCUCUGCUUGCUGCUCUCCCUGCUUGUGCUCUUUCUCUCUUUCUCAUUCUUGCUCUCUCUCAAAUAAAUGAAAUCUUAAAAAAAAAAAAAAAAAAGUAGAAAAAAGCCUUUUGUAAUCUAGCCUCCCCCAAAAGCAGAACACAGGACAGAGGUUUGUGUGCAGGCAGUUUACUUGGGAAUGUAUUCCAAAGGCAGAGUGAAAGACAAGGGGAGUGAGACAGGAGGGAGAGCCAGUACAAGGAUGCAUUGUCAGGCUGGCCUGUCCAUAGGCAACUGGUGCUCAGUCUUGCAGGAUCUUUGAGGAGCCUUGGAAUCUCAUGUAGGAGACUGAAGGGGAAAAUAUUUGUCCAUUGACCUCUGUCCCCUGUUAGUCAUAGGUGGUCUCACAGGCAUUGACUCCUCUCUGCCUUUCAGGACCUAGCAGGUGUCCAUAGGUAUCUGCAGAUGUCCCUCACAGGACACCAGAGAAGCCCCAGGGCAGGAAUCAGCCAUAUGUGGUGUAGAUCCUUGAGGAUGCAUUGGUAGGUUAUACCUGCGCAAAGCUGGUCAAAGUCUCUGGCACUGGACUGAGACCAGAGGAUUUGGAAGGGAACAGAAGGUGUACCUCUCACAGAGGUGGAGCUCUUCCAGAGCUAAAGAAACAAAGAAAGCAGAACUUAAUGAACUAAAAGGAAAUAGAAAAGAGUGGUGUUCUAAAUAACUAGAAAAAUUUGUUCUUUAAAAAUAAAACAACAUUCAAAUAGACAAACCAUUGUUCAACUUAACUUUAUUAGUCUGCUCAGGCCACCGUAACAGAAUACCAUAGACUGCAUGGCUCAAACAACAGAAAUUUAUUUCUCACAGUUCUGGAGGUGGAAGAAAGCCUAAGUUUAAGGUGCCAGACAAUUUGGUUCUUGGCGAGGGCUGUCCUUGGGUUGCAGAUGGCUGUCUUCUCACUGUGUCUGCAUGUGGUGGAAAAAGAACUCUGGGGUCUCUUCCUCCUUUUUAUAAAGGCACCAGCCUUAUCAGAGUAGGGCUCCACAUUUAUGGCUUUGUUUAACCUUAUUACCUCCUCACAGGUCUUAUAUCCAAAUAUAGUCAUAUUGGGUGAUAGAACUUCAACCUAUGAAUCUUGGGGGGACAUGUUCCAUCCCUAACAUUAACAAAGGGGAAAGGGUGUAGAAAGCACAUAUAUUCAAAAGUGGGAAAGGCACAGUGGCUCCAGAUAUGGAGGAAAUGGAAAGAAUCGUGAACCUGUGUUUUCCACAACUCUGCACUCAAGUUGAAAUCCUAGAAGACAUGGAUGAUAUUUUAGGGAAACACAUAUUUUCAAGACUGACUUUGGGAGCAGUAAAAAACCUGAAAAUAAGCAGUCCAAAUGUUUUGAAAACAGUGAACAAGGCGUGCUGGGUCAUGGGACCCUAGAUGAUAUAGUGAUCCCCUCUCGCUGGGAGCUGAGGCUCUGGCUUCUUCACUAUCAGAGGGCUGAAGAACAUGAGGAGGCAGCCUGGGACCUCAAAGCUCCAGCCCUUCUCUGAGAGGGGGAGCAGGUGAUGGCAGCCAUGCUCCUGACAGCCUGGCCCCAGGUGAGCUGUGGCUCCUUCAGCUCUUCCUCUGAACAGUUUCACAUUGAAGAAAACUGAGAAGGGAAGCUGGGACUUCACGGACCCCUGAAGUGCAUCCAUGGACCUCCAUGGACUACAGAAGUCGGUGACCUUCGAGGACGUGGCUGUGUACUUCACCCAGACGGAAUGGGAUGGCCUGUCCCCUGCACAGAGGGCCCUGUACAGGGAUGUGAUGCUGGAGAAUUAUGGGAAUGUGGCCUCCUUGGGAUUUUCUCUUCUCAAACCUGCUGUGAUCUCACAACUAGAGGGAGCAGGUGAGCUGGGGGGCCCAUCUCCACUGGUGGAUGGAACAGAAACAGGCCCCCAGGGCCUCUGGACUGUAGAUAUUGAUGUCCAGACUGACAAUAAUUUGAUAAAGGAAAUGUAUGAAGAAAAACAUAAUACAUCAUUUGAACUUCAGAGGGACUUUUCCCAGGACACAGACUUUUCAGAAGCCUGUAUUCUAGAGAAACAGCAGGAAGUCCAUUUAGUAGGAAGCAUAAAGAAAGAAAACUGCAGCGUCAUUGACGGAAUAGUGAUAGACGGCAGCAACCCUGGGGAGGAGUAUUUCUUUAGUCAGAGUCCAAACUUGGAUCAAUGUCACACCGUCAGCACUGGAGAGCAGCCCCCUGAACGUAUAGGAUUGGAGAGAGCCUUCAGCUUUGACACAAAACUUAUUCAGGAUGAAAUAAUUAAUUCGGGGGAAAGAUCUUUUAAAUGUGAAGAAUUAGUGGAAACCUUCAGGUGUAACCCUCAGCAUCAAGGUGGCUACACUGGGGAGAAGCCCUAUCAGUGUAAGCAGUGUGGCAAAGCCUUUAGCAUUAAUGCAAAAUUAAUUUGGCAUCAGAGACUUCACAGUGGGGAGAAACCCUUCAAAUGUGUGGAGUGCGGGAAAAGCUUCAGUUCCAGUUCCCAUUAUAUCACCCAUCAGAGCAUCCACAGCGGGGAGAAGCCCUAUCAGUGUAAGGUGUGUGGCAAAGCCUUCAGCGUCAAUGGGAGUCUCAGUCGGCAUCAGAGAAUCCAUACGGGAGAGAAGCCCUAUCAGUGCAAGGAGUGUGGAAGUGGCUUCAGCUGCAGUUCUGCAUAUAUCACACACCAGAGAGUCCAUACUGGAGAGAAGCCUUACGAGUGCAGUGACUGUGGGAAAGCUUUCAGUGUUAAUGCAAAAUUGAUUCAGCAUCAGAGAAUCCACACUGGAGAGAAACCUUAUGAGUGUAAUGAGUGUGGGAAAGGCUUCAGGUGCAGCUCCCAGCUGCGGCAGCAUCAGAGCAUUCACACCGGGGAGAAGCCCUAUCAGUGUAAGGAGUGCGGGAAAGCCUUCAGUAAUAAUGCAAAACUCAUCCAGCAUCAAAGGAUCCACACAGGUGAGAAACCCUAUGAGUGUACCGAAUGUGGAAAAGCCUUUAGUGUCAAAGGGAAGUUAAUCCAGCACCAGAGAAUCCACACGGGGGAGAAACCCUAUGGGUGUAAUGAAUGUGGGAAAGCCUUCAGGUGUAACUCCCAGCUGCGGCAGCAUCUGAGAAUCCACACCGGGGAGAAGCCCUAUGAAUGUCAUGAGUGUGGAAAGGCCUUCAACGUUAAUGCAAAACUAAUGCAGCAUCAGAGGAUUCACACUGGAGAGAAACCCUUUGAAUGUAAUGAGUGUGGGAAAUGCUUUACUUCUAAAAGAAACCUACUUGAUCAUCACCGAAUCCAUACUGGAGAAAAGCCUUAUCAGUGUAAGGAAUGUGGGAAAGCCUUCAGUAUCAAUGCCAAACUAACUAGGCAUCAGAGAAUCCACACUGGGGAGAAACCUUUCAAAUGUAUGGAAUGUGAAAAAGCAUUUAGCUGUAGUUCUGACUAUAUUGUACAUCAGAGGAUCCAUACUGGAGAGAAACCCUUUCAAUGUAAGGAGUGUGGAAAAGCCUUCCAUGUUAAUGCCCAUUUAAUUCGGCAUCAGAGAAGCCACACUGGGGAGAAACCCUUUAGAUGUGUGGAGUGUGGCAAAGGGUUCAGCUAUAGUUCUGACUGUAUUAUACAUCAGACUGUCCAUACUUGGAAGAAACCCUAUGUGUGUAAUGUGUGUGGGAAAGCCUUCAGGUUUAGCUUCCAACUUAGUCAGCAUCAAAGUGUCCAUAGUGAAGGAAAAUCGUAAUGAGAAGGAUGUAGAAAACUCUCAAAGUUAAUGAAAUGGAUCAGGUAUCAUCAGAUUCGCCGUGGUAGAAAACCUUGAGGGAAAUCAAUACGUCAUCUUCCCAUGGAAACACAUCUUUUCCAUCUUACUUUUAAAAUCAGGAAUGAUGAGUGGUUAAAAAGUAACAACCAAAAAUAAAUAGCUUGUCUUAUACCAACAACCAAUUAGAAAAUAUGAUGAAAGAAAAGAUCCCAUUCCCAACAGCAUCAAGAAAAGUGGCUCUCCUAGGAAUAAACUUAAGUAUUACACAGGAUCUAUAUGGAGAAAGAAAUCUCCAUUGAGGGCCAAAAAAGGUAAAAUAAAUGGGGAGAGAGAGAAACCUUGUUCUUGGAUAGGAAGAUUCAUGUAGAUACUCACUCUGCCUAAAUUUACUUCCCUUUCAUUUUUGACACCAAGCAUGCAUCACUUUUGUAAAGAGGAUAAACAAUAAAGAUUUCCGUAGAAAGAAAAGAUGAGUAAAUUUUUAAUUUCGUGGGAGAAAAAAUAUAUAUAAUAUAUAUAAAAUAUACAUAAAUACAUUAAAUAUUUAUGUUCUUAAUAAUCCCAAAUAAAGUUAAAAGAUAAAGCACAAAAAGGAAUACCUUUGUAAAAUUUAUGAUAUAGAUGUUUAAUAUGUAAAGAUAAGUUUUAUAAUCAAGAGAAAAGUAAUCUAAUAAAACCCAGAAAAAUGACAUUAGCAGGCAUUUAAAAAAAAAUCUAAUAAAGAGCUGUUCAGUCACAGUCCUCUAAGGAUUGAAAAUGAAAUACGCACACACUCAUACCCAAGGAGCCCUCAGACCGCUCUUCCACAGACCCUCCCAUAGACACACAUAGUCACACACAGUGCACCCUAUGUACACAGAGACUUUACACCCCCAUAGGCCAGUGACCUCAGCUCCUGCAUGUUCUGUAGCUUGAGCAACCAGUGUUAGCUAGGGAUGCUACCUUGAGUAUUUCAAAGGAGCCAUUCCUGUUAGAAAGCUAAUGAUGUGGUAUAGGACCUCAGCAGAGUGUCUGGGGGAUGCCACUGUGUGUAAGUCCCACUGCUCUGCCCCCAGACUCUGGGAGCUGAGGAAGGGUGGAGGUCAGACCCUGGAGCCCCAGAACAUAGGAACGAGCAUGGCCUUUCUUCCCCCUCAUCUGACCCUGAUUCUCUGCUGUGGCAAGACCAAGGCGGGGAUUCUAGGAGGGUCAAGAACCACUAAGGACAGAACCUACUGUCUGGGAUCUGCUACCAGUGUCCUCUGUGACCACGGUCUCUCUGGGUCUCAGGCUCUUGUCAGUGCAGGGUGAGGGCUGGUCCCAGAACUCAAGGCCCUUCCCACCCAGAUGGUCCCUGAGGGUUUUCUCCCUCUCUCUAGGUUUGUUACUGUCCAGGACAGGUGCUCUGUUCAGAUUCUAAGGACAAGAGGAGGAAGAAAGUUAGACACCUGUGGAGCCUCAUGAAGUCACACGGCUCCAUCAGCCAGUAGUCCUGCCAUCUUGUAUCCUCAGUGCUCCUUACUCCAGCCCAGGGCUGCCUGGGUCCAGUGGGAGCCUUACCAGGAAAAAAGGAGCCAUGGCACUGGAGACCUCUGUCCCCUCACAAAAGCUCUUUUUCUGAACUGGAGCUGUGGGCCUGGAAGGGCCAGGAUUAAAUAAAGCCUUUCUCCCUUA
Mirounga angustirostris (Northern elephant seal) is the source of this 6186-nucleotide messenger RNA. It is a transcript of the gene ZNF23, whose product is annotated as zinc finger protein 23. The record is from RefSeq and is a predicted model, not a curated record. The transcript is spliced from 6 exons. NCBI's taxonomy places the organism in Eukaryota, Metazoa, Chordata, Mammalia, Carnivora, Phocidae. Gene Ontology annotation, biological process: regulation of DNA-templated transcription. Bases 2458 to 4512 code for a protein of 684 amino acids.